Molecule: messenger RNA, 1545 nt
Organism: Mesoplodon densirostris (Blainville's beaked whale)
Lineage: Eukaryota; Metazoa; Chordata; Mammalia; Artiodactyla; Ziphiidae
Gene: FAM3A
Product: FAM3 metabolism regulating signaling molecule A
Source: RefSeq, a predicted model, not a curated record
GGCCCCUCCCACGCGGUGGCCGGUCGCCCAGCCCCAACCGAUGGCGGGGUGGCGCCUGCGGGCCGUGCUACCGCCCUGGGCCGCCAUUGUCGGGCCUCCAGCUCCGCGCCGCGGAGCUCCCUCGCCUCGCGAGCAGAGCGGGGCGGCCAGCCUGAGGGGGCUGCCCCUGACCGAGCUCACAUCCCCCCACCGCCAGAGCGCACGGUCCACAAACGCUGCACCUGACGGCUGCCCCACCCCAGCGGGAGAAGUGGCCAUGAGGUUGGCAGGUCCCCUCCGCAUCGUGGCCCUGGUCAUCACCGUGGGCCUCACCUGGCUUGUAGCCAGCAUCCUCCUCGGUGGGCCUGGCGGUGGCUUUCCUCGCAUCCAGCAACUCUUUGCCAGCCCAGAGAACUCAGUGACUGCAGAGCCGAGGGCCAGGAAGUACAAAUGCGGCCUGCCUCAGCCGUGUCCCGAGGAGCACCUGGCCUUCCGCAUGGUCAGCGGGGCUGCCAACGUCAUUGGACCCAAGAUCUGCCUGGAGGACAGGAUGCUCAUGAGCAGUGUCAAGGACAACGUGGGCCGGGGAUUGAACAUCGCCCUGGUGAACGGGGUAAGCGGAGAGCUCAUCGAGGCCCGCGCCUUCGACAUGUGGGCGGGAGAUGUCAAUGAUCUACUGAAGUUUAUCCGGCCACUGCAUGAAGGCACCCUGGUGUUUGUGGCUUCCUACGAUGACCCAGCCACCAAGAUGAAUGAAGAGACCAGGAAGCUUUUCAGCGAUCUGGGCAGCAAGAAUGUCAAGGACCUGGCCUUCCGGGACAGCUGGGUAUUUGUAGGGGCCAAGGGUGUGCAGGACAAGAGCCCCUUUGAGCAGCACGUGAAGAACAGUAAGCACACCAAUAAGUACGAAGGCUGGCCCGAGGCGCUGGAGAUGGAAGGCUGCAUCCCCAGGAGGACCACAGCCAGCUAGCGUCCAAGCUCGAGGACCAGACUAAGCGAGGCUGCUUGUGCCUAGCCAGGAGGAGGCGCCGGCACAGCGCUGAGGCCCGACCCCACGCCCAGCCAGGAGCACUCCUGCCCCAGCACGUCAGGGCUCCGAGGCGGUGACCAGUGACCAGAUCAUGCCCAGUGGUGGGGCUGCGCUGCGGCCCCAUGGCGCUUUGUCCGGGGACCCCAGGUACCCGUCUCCUUUUCCUAAAGCUGCUCUGCUGGCCGACACCCACCCAAGUCCCAAGCGCCUGCGGCCCCAAGUUUGGUAGCAGCUGCCUGGCAGGUCGGGGCAUCUUCCGGAAGCUAUCCAUCCCAGAGUGGCUCACUGCUCUGCAGGCCAGUCCUGUUUCCAGUGUGGUUCGUUCUGCUGAGCCAAACGUGGUGGCCACUCCCGGCACCUGGCUGCCUCCUGCCUUGCUCUCACGGGAAGGGGUGACCGCCUGGGAGCCAGGCCGGCAGGGCAGUGAGGUCGCCAGCCCGAUGGCAGUUCCUAGCACGGUGGGUGGCAGCUCCUGCGGUUUGUCUGUCAGAGGGCCCGCUUUCUAAAUGAUGUCUUAAUAAACUGGUGGCCCCCGA